Molecule: messenger RNA, 1305 nt
Organism: Andrographis paniculata
Lineage: Eukaryota; Viridiplantae; Streptophyta; Magnoliopsida; Lamiales; Acanthaceae
Product: homeobox-leucine zipper protein ATHB-6-like
Exons: 3
Coding region: 336-1214 (292 amino acids)
Biological process (GO): positive regulation of DNA-templated transcription
Cellular component (GO): nucleus
Molecular function (GO): DNA-binding transcription factor activity, RNA polymerase II-specific; sequence-specific DNA binding
Source: RefSeq, a predicted model, not a curated record
CACCCCACAGUUUGGUUUAUUUAAAUAAACUCUGAAAGCCCUCAAAUAUACGCCACUGCGUUCCUUCUUUCUUCUCCAACUACAAACGAAACAGAGAAUUGGAAUUGAAUUCCAUCGCCAUCGCCAUCCUCAACUUCAAGUUUGUUUUCAAUCUUUCUCCAUUCUUCCCCUUUUUUUCUGGUUUCGAUUUUAGGUAGGAAUCGCCAUGGGAAAAACAGGCAAGUUGGGGUUCCCAAGAAACAGGAAAUUAAAAAAAUCCUCAGAGUAGAAUAGAGCAGUGCAGUGCAGAAUCAUUGUUGUAUUUGUGUUUGUAAAGCAGAGUUUCGAUUCAAGCAAUGAAGAGGAGGCAUGGGAGCUCUGCAACUUCCAUCACUCCAAGCUCCUCAGGAGGAGAAAAGGAUGCGAUAAUUAGGGAUUUGGGGACAAUGUGCGCAGAAGAGGGCAUUGAAGAUGAGGAAGGGUAUUGGUGUUGUAGUGUGGAAGAAAAAGCGAAUUCGAAGAGGAGACUGAGCGUGGAUCAAGUGAGGACAUUGGAGAGGAGCUUCGAGGUGGAGAACAAGCUCGAUCCAGAUCGGAAACUGAAGUUGGCUCGGGAAGCUGGGCUGCACCCGCGCCAGGUGGCGGUGUGGUUCCAGAACCGCCGCGCCCGCUGGAAGACGAAGCAGUUGGAGAAGGAUUAUCUCUGCCUAAAGGCUAAUUACGACUCUCUUCGACUUGACAUCCAAAACCUUCAUAAACACAACCACUCCUUGCUUCUCCAGAUAAGAGAGUUGAAAUCAUCGAUUCUAAGCAGAUCAUCGUCGUCAUCCAAGCUUGAAGAAUCAGAAACAAAAAUGGAUGAUAACCAAGCGAAAACCAGAGUUGAAAUUUCACCUAGGGAUGAAGAACUUGAAGAAGCUGGCAUGGAUGGAUUCGACCUCUUCGACAAGUUGAGCGAGUCGAUCCUGAGGAUGAAGGACGGAUCAUCAGACAGCAGCGAUUCGAGCGCAAUCUUCAACGACGAAAACAACCAAAACUGUUAUCGGAAUGUCGUGGGAGAUGACCAGAGGAUGGUUCAUUUGCAGCCCUUUGUGAAGAAUGACGACGAACACCAUCACCAUCACCAAGAUCAUCGUCAAGAUCAUACAAUAAUUCGUGAGGACGACGAUGAAUCCUACAGUGGUUUGAUCUUUUUGGACGACCAAGAUCCCACAUUACAUUGGUACUUACAAUGAAUAUUAGGGGAUGGAUGAUCAUGUAUAAUUUCGAGAUUGGAGGCAAAAGUCAUAACAAUAACACCCCAGAAAAUAAAUUGUGUUUCGACUA